This is a messenger RNA of Hyaloscypha bicolor E, 2538 nucleotides long. RefSeq lists its product as uncharacterized. NCBI's taxonomy places the organism in Eukaryota, Fungi, Ascomycota, Leotiomycetes, Helotiales, Hyaloscyphaceae. Bases 87 to 2303 code for a protein of 738 amino acids. The transcript is spliced from 5 exons. The record is from RefSeq and is a predicted model, not a curated record.
CUCAGCGUCAUUUUCAAUUGGGAUCAUGACUGCAAGACCAUCUAUCCUAUCAAACAGCUCUUUCGAACGUCAGAGGUAUUGUCGACAUGAUGCCCGAAGUCAACAGCAGUAGCAGCCGCGCACAUGUUGAUGGCCCUCCACCCCAAGGUCCAAGGUACAUAGAGCCCCUUCCAGCACCGCCACACAGGGCAGCGCCGACACCGCCACCAGUCGAACAAACUAAUAUCCGAUCUCGCGAGGUUGAUGAAGUGGUAUGGGACGUUUCCCGAACCAAAGAUGUUACCUUGCACCUUGAACUCGAUAUUACGGAGGAUCUUGAACCCGACCUGGAUGAGUUCUGUCGACUGGCUAGACUGGGAAACUUUCAAGGCGCCAAACAGUUCUUUCAAGACAAUCUUGAGCAGCACAUAGACGAUCCUUAUAUAUUUGUCCAAUACGCUCAGAUGUUGAUGUCGAUGGGAGAUUACCAGGGUGUGGAGGGACUCAAAGCACCAUACAACCUAGAACAUUCCAAACACCUCCAGCUCCAAAUAAAUUGGGAACUUAUUAAAGUGUUCACCGCCUUGCAUACAGAGGGUUUGUCAGAAGAGGAUGCACCACUCGCUGCCGAGGAAGCGACUUCAACGAAUACAUUUCAGAAGGCCAGGGUUAAAUUUGAGCAACUGCAGGCCAAAAGAGACGAGGCUAGCCUUAAAGAUGAUGCUGUGGACGACGCCGAAUCACAGUUGGGAUCUACUGAGUGUCAAAUAGUCAGUCUCGCAUUGCACAUCGAGGCAAGGCUGCACCAGGACAAACUUUCUAUUGAAACGUCAAUUUUGACGACAAUAUAUGAAGAGUUGCUUCGCGAAGGCCGAAUUUGGGACUUUAGAGACAUUCUCAUCGGGGCAGUGUAUUCGUAUGGUUCUACACGGGCAUUUGAGAAGUUUUUCGGAAGCUCUGAGGUCGCUCUCGACAGGAUUCUACUUGAUUGGUCGACGACGAUCCACGACGAAUCUACAAACCUUGCACUUCUUGACAUUUUGACCUCCGUAGCUCUCAGACGGAUUUUGAACCCAAGAACAUUUCCAGGUACAAAACUAUGGGUAGAUGAAGCUGGAAUCCUUGCAUCCAAUAUCAUACGAUACCACCCCAGUAAUUUGAAGUCUCGGCAGUACAUCCGAUGGAUCUUGGCAAAAGUCGCAGUAGCAAACUACCGAGAUAUGGACUCUUCGAGCGAACUAUCAGAUCUUCCUGGUCUAUUUCCUGGGAGAACUAGAGGCGGGGAACUCCCUAUCUAUGUCCCAGCAGCUUUAGAGACUCCCGACUGGCAUCUCCUGCGCCGUCCAUCUAAAUCAAAUGAAACUCUACAAACGGCUUUGAAAGCUGCCCGACAACUAGGGGAUUUGGAAACUGAAGCAAUGUGUUUGUCGCAGUUAAUCCUCCAGGCUGAAGAACCGGCGGACCUUUUCGACGAUCUGAUCAACUUGCAAAAGACAAUACAGAACGACAAUCGGCCCUUGCUAAAAACCUGCCUCUCCAGAUACCUCAUUUGUCAUGACAAAGUGUCCCGCGAUACUCUUCGUGAAGAGAUUUUAUCUAUCAAGGGCGAUUUCGGACUUCACCCCACUUGGCUGUGGGCGAAGAGAAUGGUACUACGCGCUCUUUCCCACUCAAAGCAUGAAGCAGAGUUGUUACUAGAUGAAGCGAGAGCGUUCCCAACGCCGUCGAGAAAUAUUCGAGAAUUCAUGAAGCGCAACAAGCUGGAGAAAGAGAACGGGCAUCUUCACAUUUCAGAUGAUAGUAAAGACUAUCCUCCAACAGCCUCAGACUCGAUGGAGCGAUAUGAAAAGCGAAAAAAUGAGAAGGAAUCCAGCCGUGAAAGGGAACGAAUGCGCUAUGAAGAAGAAGAAUCGUCUUCAAGGUACUACGAAAGGAAUUAUCAUGAUGAGAACUACUCCCCAUCCCCCCCACACGCCUCAGGAGGAUCAUACUAUCCCGAGAACAACCAAUUCCCACCACCACCAAGUGGCAGCCUCAUACAAAAAUUUGUGAACAUGAAAGUAGCCAGGCCAGUCCCUCCGCACAAUCUAGCAGAUUACACGAGAAUACCUCCAGCACCAGAUGACCCAUACCCUCGCACCUUGGCCACAGGUGACAAUGCGACCGCCAAAGUGCAGGCUGCUCUCAAUUCUACCCCCAAUGUUCCACCUGGGACAGAAGAUGCUGUGAGAAACACGAGUCCAAAGGAAACAGAGCCAGAGAUUCCCAAUUUCCGAAGACCGCCUCUGGUCAGCGUUUCUAGUAUGAAAGAGGGUGAGGAUUAGACCCCGGAGUGCAUCUGAUAGAAGGGAAGUUUUGGAAUAGCUUCCCUGGUAAAUGUUUUGAAUCAAGUCUGCAGAACAGUAUAUAUAAUGAGUGAGGUGCCUUAUUUUCUCCCUGUAUUAGGAAGCUGAAGGCUAUGCUACGUGCUUAUGUAGAAUCGAACGAGUGUGAUAUAUGUUCUCUCUGACCGGAUGUUUGAAAAGGUGUCUUCGUUUGAGGGCACGUGAUCUAAAUGUG